AUCACAUAUUAUCAGUUCUUGUUUAAAAACUAUAAAUUAUACUAAAUAUUACUAUUACAAAGUAAUUUCAUUGUUCAAAGAAAAUUAAUAAUUAUUUAGUGAACAAGCGAAAAUACUCGAAAAAUGGUUAAAGUUAAUAUAGCAGCAGAUGUACCUCUAAUCCCAUAUGACUUAGGGUACGAAGAGACCUUAUUACAAUUAAUUAAAUCACUGGAUUAUUUAGAUAAAGUUGUUGAAUCUGUAUAUGACCACGUACGAGGUAAUAUAAGAUCACAGAAAUGUGAAAUUGACAAAUUGAAUAAUAAGUUGUCUACCAUAACCAACAAAGUGCAACAUUUGUCACAAAUUAAUAAAUCAAUUCAGGUUUAUUCUAGUUCUAAAUAUCCUGCAACUCAUUGUCAUAAAGAUUAUAACUACAGUUAUCAUUUUGAAAUUAAAUCUGAUGUUGUGGACCAUAUUGAAGUUGUUCAUAAUACGUAUCAGCCAGCUAAUCCAAUUAAUAAACUCAAAUUUUACAAUAUCGAUUUGCCAGUUAAAAGAUCAUUUAAAAACAAAGAUAUCAUACACAGAAAAGGUAUAGGCAGUAUCCCAGAUGACGCUAAGUAUAUAAAUUCUUUAUUAUUAUUUAACUCAAAUGAAAAUUUAUAUAAAAACUAUAAUCUAUCUAAACCAUUGGGCAAUAUAAACACGACAUUAAUUGAUGAAAAAACUGAUUAUGUCAAUAAUUUAAAUAGACCAGUUUUUACACUGCCUUUAAAUGAAACUGAAAAUCAGUUUAAUUAUUCUUAUACUCCAAUUUAUGAAGAAAUACCUUCCAUUGAUGUACCAGCCGAUUUACCAGAUUUGCCUGGAAUCGCCGGUGAUAUAAAUUAUAGAGAAAUCGAUGUGACGACAGACUUGCCAGUAGUUUGUGAACCAUCAUCUGUAGUCGAUCUUCCUACUUUUGAUGAAUUAGAUAAUUUGAAAAAUGAUGAUACAUCUGAAAGCUCUGUUUCUAACGUAGAAGAAAAUAUUGUUUCCAAUCAAGAGCCCACAAACAUUUUAGUAACUGAUGAAAAUAAAGAAGUUAUUGAUACUAAACCAAAUAAAAACGAACAAAACCCCAGUGCAAACUAUCAUAAUAAUAUUAACACACAUAGCGUACUUAUGGAUGAAAUAAGAAACGCUGGAGGAAUGCAAAAAGCUAAGUUAAGACCUGUAUUUGAAAGGGAAAAAAGUGAUAAUGAAGUACCACCCACUGAGGGUUUAAUGGCUGAUUUACAUAAAAAAUUAGCUAUGCGUAGACAAGGGAUAUCCGGUACCAAUAAACAAAAUGACAGUGGUUUAGAAGGCGUAAUUUAUCGCAUGGCCUCAAAAAUGUUACCACUUGAUCCAGAGUCUGAAAGUGAAGUUGAUGAAAGCAAUGACACGGAGGGCGAUUGGGAUGAUUAGCUUUUGUAGUCUAUUAAAAUUUCUGAGCUAUAUUUUUAAUUUUUUCUAAAGUAAAUUAAUUUUGUUAUAUCAAAUAAUAAUGUAAAAGAUAUAUUAUUUAUACUACUGUUAUGGUGAGACUAAUAAAAAAAAAAUGUUUUGCAA
This is a messenger RNA of Adelges cooleyi (spruce gall adelgid), 1575 nucleotides long. RefSeq names its product WASH complex subunit 1 (gene wash). Gene Ontology annotation, molecular function: alpha-tubulin binding; gamma-tubulin binding; actin binding. The coding region runs from base 124 to 1431 and encodes 435 amino acids. The transcript is spliced from 2 exons. The record is from RefSeq and is a predicted model, not a curated record. Lineage: Eukaryota; Metazoa; Arthropoda; Insecta; Hemiptera; Adelgidae. Gene Ontology annotation, biological process: Arp2/3 complex-mediated actin nucleation; exocytosis; retrograde transport, endosome to Golgi. Gene Ontology annotation, cellular component: early endosome; recycling endosome; WASH complex.